Lytechinus pictus (painted urchin) is the source of this 7453-nucleotide messenger RNA. Its product is annotated as kinesin-like protein KIF28P. Gene Ontology annotation, molecular function: microtubule motor activity; ATP binding; microtubule binding. Bases 1147 to 4038 code for a protein of 963 amino acids. Gene Ontology annotation, biological process: microtubule-based movement. NCBI's taxonomy places the organism in Eukaryota, Metazoa, Echinodermata, Echinoidea, Temnopleuroida, Toxopneustidae. The record is from RefSeq and is a predicted model, not a curated record. The transcript has 24 exons.
GGGGGGGGGGGGUGGGGCAGUGAGGAGGUGAGGGAGAAAGGAAUGUGAGUUCCAGAAAAACAAACAAACAAACAAUCUCAAUCAUCCCAAUAAUCUGACAAGUUCAUGGCUCCAUAUAUCUUUUUCAAGGAGCCGCUCCAUGAAAAAGAUGUAAGCCUUAUUAUGAUUUUACGGGCCUAAUAGUUUAUUAUAUCUCUAUGGGCAUUAAUUACAUCCAGCCUUCCAGGGUUUGGGAUUUUGCGCCACUCCCUGCCCCUACAAUGCUUGUUAGUCUUUAAAGAUCACUCCAGACUGAAAAUGUGAUUUGAACAGUAGCAGUAAAAUCUGACAAGCCAAACACUGACAAUUUCAUCAAACUUGGAUUGGGAAUACAAAAUUAGUUUUUCAUUUGAAUUACAGUUCUCUGCAUAUGGCUUUCAAACACUUUACAUGCAAAAGGGACUAAAUCCACCUUUGCUCAAUCUUCAUAAAUCAAUUUUAUUUUCAUUUCACCCAAAUUUCUAUGUCCAUUUAGAAAGUUUUUUCCUGAUUUAAGAGUCACCAAUAUAGGUUAUAAAAUGAUGGUUUCAAAAAAAAAUCCUGCAGGUGCCUUUUAUACAUAUUUUGGAUUUAGUACCUUAUGCAUAGUCCAGAGGGGUAAUGGUUUGAACAUACAUGUACUUCUCUCUUCCCCCAGCCUACCCUUCCUAUUGUCAUUCUAGGUUUUGAAAUGGUUUUCUGGUCUGUUUUUCUAAUUAAAUAGAAGCUUUAGCUGACAUAGAGACAACUUGAAAUUAGUUUUCUUACAAAUUAACGAUUAAAUCCAUCAAAAUGAUAAAUAUUAAAGAAAUGCAUACCGGUAUAUAAAAUAAAACUAAAGACAACUGCAAGAUUUUUUGUAUCUGUCAUUUUCGUUAGCUGUUAUAUAUUGAUGACUCUUUAAAAUUAAUAGUGUACAAACUUCCCGAAAGUAAACAUACAUUUGAGCAUGAGUGAAAUAAAAAAAAAAAACUUGAUUUAUGAGCCAUUUCAAGUGGAGUGAUCAGCCGGCCGCGAGCGGCCACCGGCCGUGAAUGCACCGGUACUAUACUAUAGGCCAGCGUAUACGGCCAGCUGACCUGAGAUCGGUCUUGUCGCGUGACGUGUUGCCAAGGAACCUCUUCGAAGAUGGGAGAAAACGUAAAAGUUGCCGUUCGAGUGAGACCAUUUAACGAACGGGAGAAAAACCGCAAGUCAAAAUGCAUCAUUCAGAUGAACGGGCAGACGACAUCCAUCAAGAACCCAGAGAACGAGAGGGAGGAGCCAAAGAAGUUUGCUUACGAUUUCUCGUACUGGUCACAUGAUGGCUACAAAGAAAACAAGGAAGGGUAUCUGGAACCAUCUGACAAGAAAUAUGCAGACCAGAAACGUGUUUUUGCUGACCUUGGAGAGAGUGUCCUAGCCAAUGCUUGGAAAGGAUAUAACUGUUGUUUGUUUGCCUAUGGGCAGACUGGUAGUGGAAAGUCUUACUCUAUCGUCGGCUAUGGACCAAAUAAAGGUAUUGUACCUGUGGCAUGUUCAGAGUUAUUCAGAGGAAUUGGAGAGAAGAAUAAAAAUGCUGAUAAAUCAAAGGAAGAGGAAUACCAGGUGUUUGUGAGUAUGUUGGAGAUCUACAAUGAACAGGUUCGUGACCUUCUCAUGCCUGCAAGUUUCAAGGUCAAAGGAGGGUUAAAGGUCAGAGAACAUCCUCAAAAAGGUUUCUAUGUUGAGCAACAAGCCACAUUCCCAGUUAUGAGUUAUGAUGAUAUCAACAACAAAAUUAAUGAAGGAACAAGAAAUAGAACCAUUGCUUCAACAAAUAUGAAUGCAACCAGCAGCCGAGCACACACCAUUGUAUCAAUACGGUUUAUACAGAAAGGAAAGAAUGAAGCAGGGAAGAACAUGACAAAGACAUCCAUCAUCAAUCUAGUAGAUUUAGCAGGAAGCGAGAGAGUGGAUAGCACAGGAGCAACGGGAGAUAGAUUAAAAGAAGGAGCAGCAAUCAAUCUGUCUCUCUCAUCCCUCGGCAAUGUCAUCAAGGCACUAGCUGAUAUGGGUGCUGGAAAGAAAGGGAUUAGAGUUCCAUACAGAGAUUCCAAGCUCACAAUGUUGCUAAAGAAUGCCUUAGGAGGAAACAGCAAAACAAUCAUGAUCGCUGCUAUUAGCCCAGCAGACAUCAACUAUGAUGAAACAUUAUCAACUCUUAGAUAUGCGGAUAGAGCCAAGGCUAUCAAGACCAAGGCGGUCGUGAACGAGAGUCCGACAGAUAAACUCAUCAGGGAGCUGAAAGAGGAGAACGCCAGGCUCCUCAAGGAGCUACAGGGUAAAGGAGGAGGUGGGAAGGAGCCAGGUAUAUUACAAGGAAUACCAGAAGAAGAAGUUGAGGAGAUGAAGAAAGCUCUUGAGAGGGAGCUUCAGAGGAAUCAAUCAGAGAUGGAGUCAAUGAAGAAAUCCUGGGAACAGAAACUCAAAGAAGUUCAUUCCGCUCAAGAGCAAGAGUUAGCAAAGGAGAAGAAAAAACACGAAGAGAUGAAGGUCAUGCCUCAUUUAUGGAACCUUAACGAGGAUCCCGCGUUGACGGGGAUGAUCAUUCAUAUGCUCAAACAAGGUUUAACCAAGGUGGGCAGCGACAAGGCUACUCCGGCUGCGGAUAUUGUCCUCUCUGGUCUCAACAUGGAGAAGGAGCAUGCGGUGAUAUCAAGCCGUGGUAACACGGUGAAAAUCAAGCCUUGUCUACCUGCCAAGGUACUGGUGAAUGGCAAGCAGCUGACUGACGGGGAAGAACUACACCAUAAUGAUAGAGUUCUCUUUGGAUCUAAGCAUCUCUAUGUUGUCCACCAUCCUCAAGAUCUGGCCAAGAACCCGAAGAAGGAGAAGAAAGGACCGGAGGAGAAACCCACCUACAGCAAAGCUCAGGAAGAGAUCGCCGCAAACUCCGGCUUCGACAUCAAACAAGGCCCAAAUAGAUCAAAAGAUGAGCUUCUGAUUCAAGAGGACCUUGUUGAAUUGAUACCCCAUGUCAGUGAAGCUAAUGCAAUGAGUGAGGAGUUGAAGAAGAGGGUACGCUUUGAGAUAGCUCUCAUCUCACCGCAGGCCAGAGGGGCUAAACAUGGCAGGACAGAGGUUUCUAUAUGCAUGAAGAACGUGGACAAUGACAAUGAGUUCUUGUGGACCAGGAAUAAGUUUCUGAAUCGCAAGUAUCUCAUGCAGGAGAUGUAUCAGAACUUUACAGAUGGUGAUAAAGAUUGGGAUGUAGAACAGAACAAAGAUCCCUUCUGGGAGCCUCCAGACACCGAGGUCCUCAUUGGCUGCGUUCACGUAUACCUUCAGAGCCUUGCAUACCUGAUAGAGAUUGAAGAGCUCCUUGGUAUCGGUGACUUCCGAGGGAUGGAGCAGGGCCUCCUCCAGGUUGACAUCCGUCCUUGUAAAUCGGACGGCUCUCACCUCCCCGAUGAAGACUUUGUGGACGAUCCCAAAGAAUUGAUUGGCAAGAGUACUAACUUCAAGUUCCAGAUCUCACAUGCCAGAGGAUUACCAGCAAGAAUAUCAAAGAGUUUCUGUCGGUACAAGUUUUAUCAAAACAGAGAAGCAGCUCAGUCGACCGAGGUACAGGGCAGGAACCCAGAGUAUAAUCAUGAAAAAAUAUUCUCAACAUCAGUCAUAACUCCAGAGAUGCUGACAUAUUUGGACAAUGAGUCAUUGAUCAUUGAGGUGUGGGGGCGCCAGAGAGAUAAGACGUCACCUGAAAGGAGAUUGCUCGGUGGUGAUAUAAAGAGGAGUACAUCUAUCUCCACGGAUGAGAAAUACAAGUUAAAUGUUGAACUGAAUACAGAGAAGAAGAGGGUGCAGAGAUUGGAAGCUAAAUUGCAAAAGAUCCAGGAACUGGUCAAUGAGGCUGUCCAGCUGAAGAAGAAGUCCCUCGACCUGAAGGACGUCCAAGAGGUCAUGAGCACUGGGAGCCUUCACCGCUUCAAGGCUGCGGCUCAGGUCAUCGGUAUAACGGAAAAGAUCGGCAGAAUGAACGCAAAUGAAAAGGUCUAGCAAGGCAGGGACAAUGAAUGUGCAAGUAAAAUUGAUUUCGACCAUUUCAUCAAUUUGAUAAUACUUCUUUUGUUUUCGCUUAAUCAAUCAUGGCUGAAUAAUCCAGCUCUUUUACUGAUAAUUGAGAUUUUUUCCCAUCUUUUACUUUAUUACAACCAUCCUUCAAAAUUGCAUGCCCCUAACACUUCUUUGAUAAAUUAAUCCAACAUUUAAAUGGAAAAUAAAAGUAAUGAAAUAUCAAUCGCUUUGCCUGAAUGUGAUUCUAUAUUCAUCCUUCACUUUAACAAAUUUCACUUAAAAUUGUAUGGUACUAACUUUCUAUGUGAUGAUUUGGUUAAGCCAGGGUGAUUUUGAAAAUAAAGCUUAUUUUUAUUGGAUGACGAUGAUUUUCUUGUCCGAGCUGAGAGUAUAUGGUUACUCCUUCAAAUUUUGAUCUUGAUGUGAAGGAGAUAUAACUCUAUUAAUCUAUUUGGUCAUUUAGGAGGCAUGAUAGCUCAGUAGAAAGAGCAAGGGUUUCGGGCUCCGGUUACCUAGGGUUGAUCCCUGCAAAUUCCCACUAGGUGUGUCAAUGCCCUUUGGUAAAGCAGUUAUCCUUCAGAAAGUCUUUGGUCCCUCGGUUGCUUGCUUACAAGCAUUCUUGCUUUCUUUAAUAGCAAUCAGGUUUAACAAAAAAUGUAGCCAUCACUAAUAGAUUGAAAGGAAAUAUAAGUGAAUUAAGGUCAAGUAGCCCCCCCCCCAAAAAAAAAAAAUUGAAGAGAAAAUUCUUUCAAUAAUUACAACACACAAAUCAUUCUUCAUUGAUCCUUUUGAACUUGCUAUUUAUUGUUUUAACCUGUUUUAACCAUGUAUGUGCUGUUCAUUUGUAGUAUUAUGCAACUCAGUGAAAAUAAUUUUUGCAUGUAAUGUUUUGCAUUUCUCAUUCAUUUUGCAUGUAUUCAUCAAUUUUCAUACUCGUUGAAUGAUAAUUCUUUGUUUUGUGCUGAUUUUAUAUCAUUAGCUUCUUAUCACUGUUUCGUUGCAUAAAAUUCUUAAUAAUGAUUAGAAAAAAAGGUUAGUUACAGUACUAGCAAUCUAUUUAAUUCACUAGUACUACUAUGGACAGAGAUGCACAAUGAAAUCAAUGUUUUUUUUUGCUUAAUCAGUAUUUUCACCAAGCUCAUGAUCGAAGCAAAAUUUAAUUAAAUCAUUUUGUUUGUUUUAUUUUACUAUCAAAACCUUUUUUUUUUCAUUAUCAACAUUUAAAGCUUAAUCCUGGCUACCUUUUCUGUAUUAAGGCAGAAAAGAAGAAUUAUAUGAAUAAGUUGUUUGUAUGAAAUUUGAUAAGAAUAUUUAUGUGUACAUCUAUAUGUAUAUAUAUAUAUUUUUUUGGGGGGAGGGGGGGGGGGUCGUUUGGAAAAUGAGAUCACUAAAACAAUAGUCGAUUAUCACAAUGGAUUCACCCAUGAGGGGGCCCAGAUAAAAAAGUUGCCAUUUUCAUCUAAAUAUUUUCAUGCAAAUUAUGUCUAGAUAAAUGUUUUGAUUGAUGAAAAUGUUGCAUAACUCUCCUCAUGGUUCGUAUGUUGUUUCAUUUUAUAGAAUUGGGAUGUGGAUCCUUAUCAAAUGAUUGGCCAAAAUCUAUCACUUGACACUUAAAAUAUAGCCAACAGGAAAAUUGGCCAGUGACCGGUAGUAAUGUUCAGUUCUAUUGACUGCUCAUUGUGAGAUAAAGAAUAACAAGGAUCCACAACAGAAUCUUAUAAAACAUACAACACACAUAAUUUUGCUCAGCCGUAGAAUAAUUAACACAGUUGUUAAACUUGAAACUGUCCAAAAACUGUUCCUUGUGCAUGUAAUUUUUCUUCUUGCCUGAAGGAAGUUCGGCAGAGACCUAGUAAUCAUUUUUUCCUGUUGGUCUAUUAGUCUGUUAAAAAAUGUAAAAAAAUUUUGUCCAACUUACUCUCAUUUCUUUAUUUCUGCAUCAAUUAUGUUCAUACUUGGCACAUAUAAUCCUUGGGUAAUACUACAUGUGUGUCCAUAAGGAUGAUGGGGUCAAACGUCGUCUAGGGGUCAAAAGGUGUUGGUCUGUUAGUCCGUUAGUAUGUUCCAAAAUGUUUUUACAAAUUUUGUUCUCGGUACUUACUCUCAUUUCUUUAUUUCUGCAUCAAUUAUGUUCAUACUUGAUACAUAUGAUCCUUGGGUAAUACCACAUGUGUGUUGUUGAGGAAGAUGGGGUCGAACAUUGUCUAGGGGUCAAAAGAUCAAAUGAUAUGAGGUCAUGUCCAUACUUUUUUGAAGUUUUUGUUCACCUUACUCUCAUUUCUUUAUUUCUGCAUGAAUUGUGUUAGCACUUGGUACAAAUGAUCCUUCGGUAUAUCCACAUGUGUGUUAAUAAGGAUGAUAAGGUCAAAGGUCAUCUGGGGGUCAAAAGAUUAUAUUGCAUAUUUUAUUGAUCGCAAGAUCAGGCGAGACUUACUAAUCUCCUCAAUGAUGUUUAUCAUUUUUGUAUACUGUAGUAGAUCAGCUAUUCUUAUCUUUUGCAUGUUUAAAACGCAUCUCAAAUUUUCUUGUAUUAAAAGGAAACUAUUUUCCAUCAUUCUUUCAGCAAUCAUAUCUUCCUUUGCCAAAGCUGUUGCCUUUUGAUUCAUUCUCAUGCUCUUUCUUCGCAUUCCAAUCACAAAGGACACAUCAUUAUUAAAAUCAUAAUUUUGUAUUAAUAUAUGUUUUCCAACUUAUUUGAUUGAUGUUUCUGUGUGUGCUGAAAUUAUAGUCCAUCCAUGUUUUUGAAAUCAUUCAUUGAUUAAGAUUACUUUUUGUUCAAUUCUUGUAACCGUUUGUGGUGAUAUAUUACUUAUCCAUUAAUUUGUCUUUCAAUUUCUAUUCAUCUGAAUGAAUUGUUACAUUACUUUUUAAAAAUCUUGUAUAGUUAUGGUUACAAAGUUUGGUAACUAUAAUCGUACAUUUUUUUUCUGUUAUGCUUGUUAAAAAUUUAACAUACAUGUACAGUAAUUUCACCUUGAUGUUUGUGCAUUAUCAAUAGGAGUGGGCUAUAAAUGGGUGAUAUUUGGUUUUACUGUGGCAACAGUUUUUUGUGUAAUAUCCAAGAACCACAAGACUUGAAACUUAGUUUUGGGCUGAAAAAAGGCUCUAAAAAUGGUUAAAAUCAGCUUUUAACUCUACAAAUAAUGGUUUAAAAGUACUAAUUUUAGGAAAAACAAAUUGCCUGCCCCAAAACACAUAUGAAUAGACACCAAAACCCAGAGAAAAAGACUACCAAUUAAAAACGUUGUGGCCAAAACUGUGAUUUUGGGGGGUUUUGGCGGCCAUUCUGGAUUUUUGCCCGGCACACGUUUUUCUUGGACCCGAGACAAAAAAUAUUGUGAUUUCAUGUUGAGAUACAUUACAAGGAAUAAAAAAAUUGUUGCCAUAUUGAAAUGAC